This is a messenger RNA of Cicer arietinum (chickpea), 1097 nucleotides long. Its product is annotated as glutathione S-transferase L3-like. The record is from RefSeq and is a predicted model, not a curated record. Gene Ontology annotation, molecular function: glutathione transferase activity. Gene Ontology annotation, biological process: protein glutathionylation. Lineage: Eukaryota; Viridiplantae; Streptophyta; Magnoliopsida; Fabales; Fabaceae.
AAAAAAUAGAACGAUAGCUUCUCCAAUAGCAGCACUAAUCCAACACACUGCUCUGCAUCGUAUCACAUAACCAGUAUUUUUGCAAUAUCAUUAAAUAUCAAUGGCAACUGUAGGUGUGCGAGAAAUUCGUCCUCCCACGGUUGCUCCAACCUCCGAACCACCACCUCUUUUUGAUGGAACUACCAGGCUAUACAUGAGUUAUUCAUGCCCGUUUGCACAACGUGUAUGGAUCACUAGGAACCAUAAGGGACUGCAAGAUAAGAUCAAAUUGGUUGCUAUUGAUCUUCAGAACAAGCCUGGUUGGUAUAAAGAGAAGGUCCACCCGGAAAAUAAAGUGCCAUCUCUCGAACAUGAUGGCAAGGUUUUGGCAGAAAGUAUUGACUUGAUCAAAUAUGUAGAUGCAAAUUUUGAAGGGCCAUCACUACUACCUAAUGACCCAACCAAGAAGGAAUUUGGCGAGGAGUUAAUAAAAUAUGUUGAUACUUUUAACAAAGAUGUAUUUAGUUCUUUCAAAGGCGAUCCUGUCACGCAAACAAGUGCUUCAUUUGAAUACCUGGAGAAUGCUCUUGGUAAAUUUGAUGGGCCAUUCUUCACUGGUGAAUUUAGUUUGGUGGAUAUUGCCUAUAUUCCAUUCAUUGAAAGGUUCCAAAUCGUCUUCUCAGAAUUGUAUAAGCAUGAUAUUACAUCUGGAAGGCCUAAAUUAGCCGCAUGGAUUGAGGAGCUGAACAAUAACAAUGCUUAUAAGCAAACAAAACUUGCUGACCCACAAGAAUUCGUUGCCUUUGUCAAAAAGUUCUUCUUGGGACAAUAGCUAGCAUCAGAUGCAAUUGUUUAUGAAAAAAACUAGUCUAUAAAUGAGAGGUGUAUACGUUAUGUGGACUGUGGAGUGCUCGAAAUUGUACCACUACAACUUAUAAUAAUGUUUGCCAACUUGAGUAUGAAUUUGUAAUAAUGUUCCUGUACCAGCAUGUAUUGUAUUGUGUAAUCUUAUAAUAUGAAAUCAAAAAUAAAUAUAUGAUUGAUGUUGUAUAUGUAUGUAAACCCAUGGUUGCAAAAAUAAAGAAUUUGAAAAAGGAAAGUUUCGAAAUUAUCAUUCA